GCCCCGAAGGGGGGGCCGCGCUUCUUGUGAGACCUUCAUCCUACUCCGCACACACGAAAACUUCAACAUGGUCGACGCCUUCUGCGCCACUUGGAAGCUGGUGGACAGCGACAACUUUGAUGAUUACAUGAAAGCUCUCGGCGUGGGCUUCGCCACCCGGCAGGUGGGCAACGUGACCAAGCCCACCGUCAUCAUCAGCCAGGAGGGCGACAAGGUGAGCAUCCGCACGCAGAGCACCUUCAAGAACACCGAGAUCUCCUUCAAGCUGGGCGAGGAGUUCGACGAGACCACCGCCGACGACAGGAACUGCAAAUCCACAGUGAGCCUGGAUGGAGACAAGCUGGUCCACGUGCAGAAGUGGGACGGCAAAGAGACCAAGUUCGUGAGGGAGAUCAAGGACGGCAAGCUGGUGAUGAACUUGACCUUCGAGGACAUCCACGCCGUGCGCACCUACGAGAAGGCGUAGAGGCCAGUGUCUGCACUUCUUCUUCAUCGUCGUCUUCCUCCUCAAGCAGGCUGCACAUUUUGUUUUCCCCCCGUUUUUUUUUUUUUUUUUUUUUUAAUCCAUUCUUUUUAUACGAAAAUGUGACAUAUUGGACUGAUUGUCUUUGCAGAUGUGUGAAAUAAAACAC
Messenger RNA from Phycodurus eques (leafy seadragon), 632 nucleotides. Its product is annotated as fatty acid-binding protein, brain. The coding region runs from base 68 to 466 and encodes 132 amino acids. Gene Ontology annotation, biological process: fatty acid transport. The transcript has 4 exons. The record is from RefSeq and is a predicted model, not a curated record. Lineage: Eukaryota; Metazoa; Chordata; Actinopteri; Syngnathiformes; Syngnathidae. Gene Ontology annotation, cellular component: cytosol; nucleus. Gene Ontology annotation, molecular function: fatty acid binding.